AUGUCCACUCCGUCCAGCGCCAACCUCGGUACGUCGACCGUCGCCGAAGCCCUUGAGGGCCUUAAGAAGGGCCAGUUUGUCGUCGUCAUGGACAACGAAGACCGCGAGAACGAAGGCGACCUCAUCAUGCCCGCGCAGCUCGCGACCGAAGCGUCAUUGGCCUUUAUGAUCCGGUACUCGAGCGGCGUCAUCUGCGCGCCAUUGACGAGCGACCGUAUCGACGAACUCCAGCUGCCGCUCAUGGUGCCCAACAACACGGAAGUGCGGAAGUGCAAGUUCACGAUCACCGUCGACCUCAACGAAGGCACGACGACCGGUAUCUCGGCAGCCGACCGCGCCGCCACGAUCCGCGCGCUCGCCGACCCGAACGUCAAGGCCCGGUCGUUCAACCGCCCCGGCCACAUCUUUCCGCUGCUGGCCGUCGACGGCGGUGUCUUGUCCCGCGCCGGUCACACAGAAGCGGCGGUGGACCUUGCCCGCCUCGCUGGCUGCACGCCGGCGGCGUACAUUUGCGAGAUCAACGACGACAACGGGCGUAUGCUCCGCCGGCCGCAGCUCGAGACGUUUGCCACGACGCACGGUCUGCACUUGAUUACGAUCUCGGAUUUGAUUCGCUACCGCUUCUCGCACGAGACACUGAUCCAGCGUGUCGGCGCUGCCGAGCCGCUCUCGACGCCCUUUGGCGCGUGCCGCAAGGUGGCGUACACGACGACGUUUGACGCGACGCGGUUUGAUGCGCUUGUCGUUGGCAAUAUCUCGGCCACGGGCGCGCACGUCUACUUUGUCGAUGGCAGCAUCGAAGGCAGUAUCGAAGCCCAGUUUGCGCUCCAGUGGUUGACGGCGAACAAGGCCAACGGUGUCUUGGUGUUUGUCCCUGGCUACGAAGCGUUGGUCGAUGUGAGUGGCGAGCUCAUGGCCAAGCAGUCGAUCUUUGGCAUGGGUCUCCAAAUCCUGCAAGAGAUGGGCGCGAGCUCCGCCGUGCUCCUCGCCAAGACGGCGCCGGUCUUUGACACCAAGGGCUUUGGCACGGCGAUCGAGCGCGUCCAGCUCCUCAAAUGUGCAUAGAGCCAUAGUAUGUAGAUGUAGACGACCAGAUAAGUAAUGACAACGAGUAAUU
Molecule: messenger RNA, 1117 nt
Organism: Saprolegnia diclina VS20
Lineage: Eukaryota; Oomycota; Saprolegniomycetes; Saprolegniales; Saprolegniaceae
Exons: 6
Coding region: 1-1065 (354 amino acids)
Biological process (GO): riboflavin biosynthetic process
Cellular component (GO): cytosol
Molecular function (GO): 3,4-dihydroxy-2-butanone-4-phosphate synthase activity
Source: RefSeq, a predicted model, not a curated record